Molecule: messenger RNA, 501 nt
Organism: Cololabis saira (Pacific saury)
Lineage: Eukaryota; Metazoa; Chordata; Actinopteri; Beloniformes; Belonidae
Gene: ndufa6
Product: NADH:ubiquinone oxidoreductase subunit A6
Exons: 3
Coding region: 39-416 (125 amino acids)
Biological process (GO): response to oxidative stress
Source: RefSeq, a predicted model, not a curated record
CUGAAACCGGAAGUGCGCUAACAGCAACAGCAACAGCCAUGGCGACCACGGCUGCGACCCGCACGGCGGCUAAGGUUGUCAAACCGAUUUUUAGUCGUGAUUUAGACGAGGCAAAGCGCCGUGUCCGGGAGCUGUAUCGGGCCUGGUACCGUGAGAUACCGAACACAGUGGCCAUGUUUCAGCUGGACAUCACAUCGCGUCAGGGAAGAGACAAAGUGCGGGAGAUGUUCGACAAAAAUAAGCACAUCAAUGACCCCCGUGUGAUCGAUAUGUUGGUCAUUAAGGGUAAAAUGGAACUUCAGGAAACGAUCCACGUGUGGAAGCAGAAGACUCACAUUAUGCGCUAUUUUCAUGAGAGUGAGGAGCCUCGAGCCACUGACUUCAUAUCCAAAUUCUACAAGGGUCAUGAACCUUGAACUGUGUAGCUGUCUGACCCAUCUUUGCUAGCGUCAGGUGUGAAAAAUGUUUCUCUUUAUUGUAAAUACACGCUUAAGACUCAAA